Molecule: messenger RNA, 1468 nt
Organism: Pseudomassariella vexata
Lineage: Eukaryota; Fungi; Ascomycota; Sordariomycetes; Amphisphaeriales; Pseudomassariaceae
Product: acyl-CoA dehydrogenase/oxidase
Exons: 2
Coding region: 187-1305 (372 amino acids)
Cellular component (GO): mitochondrion
Molecular function (GO): flavin adenine dinucleotide binding; acyl-CoA dehydrogenase activity
Source: RefSeq, a predicted model, not a curated record
AGACCGUUCAAUGCGCCGCAGCAGUAAGUGCAACCUGCUCGAAAUCCUGUACUCGUUAACUACAUUGCCAAUUCUCAUACACAACCAACCAGACUAAGAUGCCUCUCGGCAACGCCCCGUCGCCUCAGCGACAUCAGCGACAUCCCGCCCACACCAAUAUCCCACCUGUCCGAAGUCGAGGCGGCCAUGCAAGAAGCUGUGUCCAAGUUCGCCAAUGAUGUGAUCCUGCCCAAAGUCCGCGAUAUGGACGAGGCGGAGAAGAUGGACCCGGCCCUGGUGGAGCAACUCUUCGAGCAGGGCUUCAUGGGCGUCGAGAUUCCCGAGGAGUACGGUGGCUCUGGCAUGAACUUCACGGCUGCUAUUGUCGGUAUCGAGGAACUGGCACGGGUCGAUCCCAGUGUCAGCGUCAUGGUGGAUGUGCACAAUACGCUGGUCAAUACGGCCAUCAUCAAAUGGGGCAGCAACGAGAUCAAGAAGAAAUAUCUGCCCGCCCUGGCGACCAACACCGUCGGCUCCUUCUGCCUGUCGGAGCCUGUAUCUGGGUCUGAUGCCUUUGCGCUGGCUACCAAGGCCAUCGAGACGGCCAAUGGCUACAAGAUUUCGGGCAGCAAGAUGUGGAUCACCAAUUCGAUGGAGGCCAACUUCUUCAUCGUCUUUGCCAACUUGGAUCCCAGCAAGAAGCAUAGAGGUAUCACGGCUUUCAUAGUCGAAAAGGACACCAAGGGUUUCUCGAUUGCGAAAAAGGAGAAGAAGCUGGGCAUCAAGGCCAGCAGCACGUGCGUCAUCAACUUUGACGAGGUGGAGAUCCCUAAGGAGAACUUGCUCGGUGAAGUGGGCGAGGGCUACAAGUACGCCAUUGGACUCUUGAAUGAGGGCCGAAUCGGCAUCGCGGCGCAAAUGACGGGUCUGGCGCUCGGUGCGUGGGAAAAUGCCGUUAAGUACGUUUGGAAUGACCGGAAGCAGUUCGGCCAGCUGGUGGGCGAGUUCCAGGGCAUGCAGCACCAGAUUGCCCAGUCGUACACCGAGAUCGCUGCCGCUCGCGCAUUGGUGUACAAUGCCGCCCGAAAGAAAGAGGCCGGUCUAGAAUUUGUCCAGGAUGCUGCCAUGGCUAAGCUGUACGCAUCGCAGGUUGCGCAGCGUGUAAGUGGGCUGGCCGUCGAAUGGAUGGGCGGCAUGGGCUUUGUCCGCGAGGGCCUGGCGGAGAAGUACUGGAGAGAUAGCAAGAUUGGUGCUAUCUAUGAGGGAACCAGCAACAUCCAACUCAAUACCAUUGCCAAGUUGCUGCAGAAGGAAUACACUACAUAGUUUAUAUUUGUCGAAAUAAGGGAUAGUGUUGAAGCCCAUCAGGCGAGAGCCAACUUGUUACAGUAAACUAUGUUGAUCGAUUGCGCGCAUUCGUUUCUAAAUUUCAUAGUCCAGAGUGUACUGUUGAUAUAGGAUGUAGAAAUAAAUUGUCUUCAUAUGACCG